This is a messenger RNA of Acaulospora colombiana, 888 nucleotides long. The record is from the annotation of a GenBank genome assembly. Lineage: Eukaryota; Fungi; Glomeromycota; Glomeromycetes; Diversisporales; Acaulosporaceae.
AUGUCUAACGAAGUUCGUCGAGCCGAAAAGCACAAAGCUAAUGGAAAUACCUAUUUCAGCAGGAAAGAUUAUGACAAUGCCGCCAGGGAGUACUCUGCUGCCAUCAACAUAAACCCUCGAAAUUCUGUUUACUACACGAACCGCGCAUUGUGUUAUUUGAAAUUGAAGAAAUACGAUAACGUUGUGUCAGAUUGCGAGACAGCCAUAAGACUGGAAGAUAUCUCGGUGAAGGGGCAUUACAUGUUAGGUCAGGCUUUGACCGAGAAAGGCGAAUUUGAGUCUGCAAUAAUUAACCUAAAGAAAGCAUAUGACCUUGAUGUCAAAGACAAGUUCUCCUUCUCCAAGGAAAUCAUCCAGGCCCUGCUUAGCGCUCGGAAAAAGAAAUGGGAACAGGAUGAGCGAAAUCGUGCUCAAUGGGAUUCGGAAUUUCUGAAGUAUAUCAAGGGAUUAAUUAACGCAGAGCGUGACAGACAACUUCAAAAAGUUUCCCUAAGUCCAAAGGGUACUGUGGCCGCCACACUCUCAAAAUUCGUCAAUUCGCAUCCGCCUGAUGUUCAAGAGAGAGUUGAUUAUAUUAACAGGAUACACAACGAAAGGCUCUCUCAGGCCGAACAAAUUUUUGCACAGUCAGACGAAAAUCUGAAGUCACGCGUUGUGCCGGAUUAUUUUCUGGACAAGAUAUCUUUCAAUAUCAUGCACGAUCCCGUCAUCACUCCAUCGGGGAUCACGUACGAGCGUGCAUAUUUGAAAGAACAUUUCAAAAAAAUCGGACAAUUCGACCCUCUAUCUAGGUGUCAAGUCAAAGAAAAUGAAUUGUACCCAAAUUUGGCAUUAAAGGAGGCGACUGAAGAAUUCCUAAGUAAAAACGGGUGGGCAGCGGACUAUUAA